GCCACCUUUUCUUAGCCAAUCGAUCGUUUGCUAAUCCUCUUUUCUCGCCGGUCACAGUGCGGGAUUUUUAGCCACCUAUCAGAUUAGGAACAUGGCCCUAAUGUCCCUAAUCAGAGAUCUCUUUCUGGUUAGUAAUCAGUAAUCGGUGAUGAUGGAAUUGUGUCGACGCAAUGAGAAUUUUGCCACUGUCGUCAUCGAACGGCGGGCGGGCGGCAGAGCAGCAGGGCAGAAGACAGGAGAGACAGAGAGAUAGUAUGAGUGAGACCUAUUCUCAGCAAUACAACGACGAAUAAAAAUAAUAAAUUUCUCAAGCUGGGGAGGGGAAUUCCCUUCUGACUCUGACGCUGACUCUGACCGACCCAUCCCCUUCUCUCUUCAUCCAUCUCUCUCUCUCUCUGUCUCUGUCUUCCCUCUUCACUUUUGAUAAUCUAGCACUCGAAACUCUUCCUUUCCAGUCAGACCCCUCUCUCUUCACCUCUCUGAAAGCAUCUUCACAAUGGUCGGCUUAGCGUCUAUCAAAUCUCCCAUGAUGGGUCUCUUGCUCGCCGUGGCUUAUUCCAACAUGGUCCUCGACGUCAUCUACAUUGUCAAGGUCCACGAGAACCAAUAUACACAGACCUACCCUCCGGCCAUUGCCGCUUCUCUCGUCAGAAGUAUCCUGCACAUGCUCUACUGUCUGGGAUACUUUGUCACUAGCGCCAAGGGAGUGGCUUACCAAGCCAAGAACAUUGCCAUGGCUAUGCUCUUCUUUGCCCUCUUUGGAGUCGGUGCCGAUGCCGCUGCUAUUGCCCUCAAGCACAACGUCAACUACUGCCCUGUCUCUGCUUCCAACUAUGGAAACUGUAUCGGAGUCUUGAGGGGAACCGUCGGUCUCGGUUUCGCCCUUGUCGGUCUCGACCUCAUCUACAUUGGAUACCUCGCUGCCCUCGUCAGCAAGUACGGAGCUUGGGGCAAGGACCUCUACAACAUCCCUGAGCGAAAGCUUGCCAACGCCGAUCUCAACGACAAGGCCCCAGCUCACUAAGGGAAAUCGAUCGUCGAUCUCGUCAACUCGUGACGAUGUCCCUCUCUGUAUCCUAGAAAUUCCCGCCCAUCAUCAAGUAUAGUCACUCUGAUAGAUCAUCAUCGUCAUCAGAGCUUCUCGCCUUGUUCUCCUACCCAUUCUCAAGGUUGGUGCGCCUUAACCGGUGCGCUGUAGCCAUAAUUUCUCUUCGAAUACGUUAUAAUCCAACUCCAAUUCAUCAUGAUAUCCUGAAUGCAUCGGUUGCUUGCAU
Kockovaella imperatae is the source of this 1274-nucleotide messenger RNA. RefSeq lists its product as hypothetical. The transcript has 5 exons. The coding region runs from base 497 to 1024 and encodes 175 amino acids. Lineage: Eukaryota; Fungi; Basidiomycota; Tremellomycetes; Tremellales; Cuniculitremaceae. The record is from RefSeq and is a predicted model, not a curated record.